Messenger RNA from Aureobasidium vineae, 1962 nucleotides. Lineage: Eukaryota; Fungi; Ascomycota; Dothideomycetes; Dothideales; Saccotheciaceae. The record is from the annotation of a GenBank genome assembly.
AUGCGUUUCUCAUCCUAUGCUCUUCCCGUUUUGGCGGCCAACUUGGUUGCUGCUUUGCCUGCUCCUCAAGAUAUUGACCUUGAUAUGGUCAUUGCCGCACCUGAUCCGACAUCCUAUUCCGAGGCUGUUGGCGUUACUGCUCAGACCGUCACCCUUNNGAUCUCGCUGCUGCUGGAGCAGAGGCCACUGCGGCAAUCUCCUCCGUCAGCGUCGCCGCGGACGAUGUGCUGUCUUCGACUGCAGUCGUCUCCAAAAGAGCUGCCGCUACUAGUGUUUCUUGCGCAGUUCAGCCCACUGGAGCUGUCUCGCCCACCNUCCCCGGAUACUCCUGAUGCUUUCCUCCAGGACGGCAGGUUCUCGUCAGCCGCGAACAGCGCUCCAACACCAAGAAACCCUGGUGGGAAGACCUCCAAUCGGAAUUCUACUAAAGAUCUUCAGCUACAUNNCUACAUGGGGUUUGAUACCUUCCAGACAUACGACGUUCAGACUUGCGCGGAUCGCUGCAGUGCUAAAAUUGGCUGCGUGUCGUUCAACAUGUACUAUGAACGCGACCCUUCCCGUAAGGCCUCCAUCGAUCGUGUUUUCGCUCAGACAGCUGACUGGUCCGGGCANGAAAACCCCGAUUCUCCUUCUUGCAUCAAUCCUCAAUCAGUUGUCAUGAUCAAGUGCGCCUAUUGGGGGGCCCGCUUAGCGAGACCAACNGCCAACAACUUUGGACAGAUGCGUGGUGGCUUCAACGUGAGCAUCGCUGGCUCCAACGGUUAUGUUAGCAACCAGAUUGCCACUCCCGCUGGUUUCAACAGUGCCGCUCCUUAUGGCCAGAAAGCCAUCAACGCACCUUAUGAUUAUCAAGGUUACAACACUGUAAGACAGCCAGUUGUUACGUGUUUCCAUGGUGCUAAUUUGUAUUUANNGUUCAUGGGUUCUAAGAUCUUCACUCAGAGCGCCUGGAACACCAGCCUUUGCGCGGCUUAUUGCGAUGCUCAGACUGCUUACAACAAGGCAACUGCCCCCAAGGAUGGUACUCCAUACAAGGUCUGCAACUUCUUCAACACCUACAUGUUGUACAAGAACCAGGCCGCAGUUCCUAGCCAGAACAUUCCUAAGCAGGACAUGAUUCCCCAAGGACAGUACUGCGCUCUAUACACCGAGCCCUGGACACCGGAUUACGCGACAAAUGCAGGACAAUGGAGAGGACAGGACCAAUAUGUCAUCAACUACAGCUACGGUUUCGCCAAAACCAACGGCGGCAUCAGCCCUACUGUCGGUGAUUCCCAGGGUGCUGCAUACCAAGCUGUUGCCGACAUCAAGUGGUCUUCCCUACAGCCCUUCUGCAGUACAUUGCUUGGAUACAGUGCUCCCGUCAUCACUGUUACNUGCUAUGACUACUACUACUUCCGUUGCUACUAUUUCCUCGACAACCACUAUCACAACAACCACCAACCUUCCUUAUCGAAAGAGAGCCGCUCAAACUACCCCAGCUGGAUUGUCCAAGUAUCAAUCAUCCGUUCUNNCUCGAGCGCCUGCAGUAUUGUAGUCACCAGCCCAGCCGCGACCACUACUACUGUCACCUCAGUUGCAACAGUAGCCGCUACUAGCACUGUCCUAGCCAUCCAAACCAUGGAGAUGUGUGUAGCCAACCCGGCGCGCCAGGUCAACGAGCGUUGCAAUGAUGGUACCACUUGCAUCCCAGAUACGUUUUGCCACGUCACUCCCGAUGAUGAUACCUGCAUCUCCACACCUGUCUCCACCUUAAACUGGAUCUCGGCCGGUUGGUAUUUCCUCAACCACCAAUGCGUUCUAUACUUUGACUGCUGUGACGAACAUGGUGGCCCGGAGCCCAAGAAAUUGAAGUCUCGAGACACAGACACAAUCUAUACCAAUCAGUCUGCACCAGAGAUCGAUGGAGCCACUAUCAUGAUCAGACCAGGCUUCUCCAUCACCCUAUCGGAUGUCGCAUAG